This is a messenger RNA of Trichoplusia ni (cabbage looper), 775 nucleotides long. RefSeq names its product low-density lipoprotein receptor-related protein 2-like. The record is from RefSeq and is a predicted model, not a curated record. Gene Ontology annotation, cellular component: extracellular region. The annotation marks the transcript as partial. NCBI's taxonomy places the organism in Eukaryota, Metazoa, Arthropoda, Insecta, Lepidoptera, Noctuidae. Gene Ontology annotation, molecular function: protein binding; chitin binding. The transcript has 6 exons.
GGUUUCAUUACCUUUCUUUAGUUGUAAAGCGUCGUGAAUAUUGUAAAAGAAAGUAACGCGUUGAUGUCCAUCGUAUGAGUAGAUAGUUUGUUGUUCUCAGUGUCUCAAACACAGCCGGGCUUACAACAUGCCUCGACAGAAACAACUCUCGCGGUUUUUAUUAACCAUCGUAAUAAUAUCAUAUUUGUCUUUUGGGGUGCAUGGAAAAUUAAGAAGUAAAAGAAGUUUAACGGAUGUGAAGUGUCUUGAAAAUGGAAGGUUUUAUAGGAACCCAGACCGAUCAGAGGACACUAUGUGGACUACUGACGAGUGUGCAAAGUACUAUCUUUGCUUGGAUGGCGACGUGUUCGAGUUCCAUUGCUCGCCCGGUUUGAUGUUCGAUGUCAACAGGCAGCUGUGUGACAUGCAACAGAAUGUGCACAACUGUGAUUUAACUAUGGAGACAAGAAUUCCGAAGCCUCUAUUGGAUAUGGCAGACUGCGCCAACGACACACACAUAGGUUGCUCAAACGGCAAAUGCAUACCAGCUGAGUACUUCUGUGACGGCUCCAUCGACUGCACGGACGCCUCCGAUGAAGGCUGGUGUGACGUCAACUAUGAUCCUAACGCGGCGGCACCGUGUGACCCGAACAUGUGCCAACUGCCAGACUGUUUUUGCUCAAAGCAGGGUACUGAGAUACCUGGAAAACUUGUUCCAAGUCAGACUCCACAAAUGAUUACACUAACUUUCGAUGGCGCUGUGAAUCACGAAAAUUGGGACGCUUACACCAAGCAU